This is a messenger RNA of Vanessa tameamea, 2213 nucleotides long. Its product is annotated as gastrula zinc finger protein XlCGF57.1-like. NCBI's taxonomy places the organism in Eukaryota, Metazoa, Arthropoda, Insecta, Lepidoptera, Nymphalidae. Gene Ontology annotation, cellular component: nucleus. The transcript is spliced from 5 exons. Gene Ontology annotation, molecular function: zinc ion binding. Bases 285 to 1949 code for a protein of 554 amino acids. The record is from RefSeq and is a predicted model, not a curated record.
ACUCCGUCGGCUGUCACCGUCAAUUUGACUCACAAGUCUCAUUCUCAUUUCAUAUUUAUUAUAUAUAAAGCACAACACAAGUUAAAUUUAAAACAGAAUAUAUAGCUCCGAAUCUUGUUUGCUUAAUUUACGUUAAAGAAUUCAGAGUUCGGAGUCGUUAUAUUGCCGCCAAAACAUGAUAAUUGCUUAUAUUUAUAUAGACUUAAUUCCCAGAAUUUUAUAACUAUUUAAUAUUUUUUAUUGAUGUCAGAAAAAUAUAUAUUCUUAAACAAAUUACUAUCGCAAUGGCAGCUGAUAAAAGCUUAAAAUCAUAUGAAAACUGUUGCCGUACUUGUUUGAACGAAGAAACAACGUUUGAUAUAUUUAUGGAAACUUUAAAUUCUACCAACUUGGCGGAUAUUUUGAUAUCAUGUACCAGGUUAAAUAUACAAAAAGAAGAUUGUCUACCAAAAAAGAUGUGUGGCUGUUGUUACAAUUGCCUUAUGAGUUUUUAUCAUUUUCGUGAAAUUGCAGAGAAAGUAGAUACAAAAUUAAGAAAAAAUAUUCCAAGUAAUAAUAAUAUUAAUUGCUAUGAUAAUGUUGAUGUGAAUAAAUGUAAAGCGUUUGAAAUAAAAGGAGAACAUGACUUGGAUGUUGAUUACUACAUGUUCGAACCAAAGAUUGAAAUGAAUAAUGAAGAUAACCAAAUACUAGAUGAAAAUAAAAAUUUAGAUUUACACAAAGACACAAAUGCAACACAGAAUCUUACCAAAUUUUACGAAAAGGUAAAAAAAGAGAAGUAUAAAUGUGCAAAUUGUAAUAAAACAUUUAGAAAGUUAUCUAGACUUCAACAUCACGUCAAGAAACAUACUGUACAUGAUAAUUAUGAUUGUGAUGGAGGCAUUAACUCAAAAAGUCAUGAGGACAUAGAAACAGUUCGUCCAUUGAAUGAUAAUUCAAUUGCAAACGACAAUCCACAUUCAGAUAAUGGUUUUCCAUGCCGGAUUUGCCCUUCAAAGUUUAAAUCUACCAACUCCCUUUCAGCUCACAUGAGAAAACAUACAGAGAAAGGUAGAGUGAUAUCAUGUACAGAGUGUGGCAAGAUAUUUAAAAAAAUUAGUCAUUUAAAACGUCAUGAGGUUAUGCACAGUAGAAGUAAUUUUCACAAAUGUUCUCUUUGUCCAAGAUCCUUUCAUAGUGAAGAAAUUUUAAAGGGUCACAUGAACAAGCACAAUGGUAUCAAGCCUCACACUUGUCCAAUGUGUCCAAAGUCAUUUGCCCAUUUGUCAACAUUGACAUCUCAUAUUAAAGUUCAUAAGAAAGAUAAAUUUCUGUGUCCUACUUGUGGCAAGGAGUUUGAUUCCAGUGCAAAUUUAGACCAGCAUGUAAGGAGACACCUGGGAUUAAAGCAGUUUGAAUGCACAUUAUGUCCGAGGAAAUUUGUAAGUAAAGGUGAGUUAAAGUCGCACUCCGUCACACACACAGGAGAAAGGUCUUAUACUUGUGAUCAGUGUGGUGCCACAUUUACAAAGCGUAGCUCCCUUGGAAAACAUAAGUUACGACACUUAGGAAUCAAACCUCACCAGUGUGAAACAUGUUCAAUGAAAUUUUCAAGUAAGGAUCAUUUAAAGAGACAUAAUCGUAUCCAUACCGGGGAAAAACCGUAUAAAUGCGAUAUGUGUGAAAGAGCCUUUACACAAAGCAACGAUCUUGUGAAACAUCGCCGAGCCCAUUUAGGGGAGAAAAUUUAUAAAUGUACAGAAUGCAGUGAGAGCUUCAGACUCCAUAUUGAAUUGCGACAACAUUUAUCAGAACAUUAUAUUUCAUCACAACUUCAGAUUUCGAAUAAACAAAAUUUAGAAAAAGAUGGUGCUGCAAAAGUCGUAUCUAAUCCUGUGACAAGUGACAUAACAGAUGUCAUCAAUGACACGAGUGCACAGAUAAAUAAUUUGAUUCAAAUGAAAAAAUGAUUUUUAACCUAAACAAACUCAGAGCUCUUGGUGAAUAACAAGUAUGACGUCACUUGACCACAUUUUACAACGAAAGAAAAUACAAACAUAAUUUGUUUAAAUAAAUAUAUCUUUCCAAUACUGAUAAAAUAUUUACCAGGAAAGCGAAUAAAUGUAAAAAAAGUUAGAUCGUUUUCUGUUUGCUUAUAUGAACGUACUGACCUCACCUUAACAUAAACCAACAGAAUCCAGGAGAGAAAUUUAUUGAUUUAAUGAAUGUUUGUU